ACAACCAAGCGCCACUAUAGGAUGACAAUAGCAGAACUUGUGCAUUCCGAUCCUAGAUACUUUUAUCCAGCUAAGAUUACUAUAAAGCAUCCACAACUACGAGACCUCGUACAUACAUCUGAUAGCUGCUCUGUAUACUAUCCACACAAUAGAUCUAUUAUCAAGCAUUAUCUAGAUGCUCCUGGUAAACCUCGAGUGAAAUCUCAAUUAAGCUAUCCUCCUGUUACUCUAUCAACUGGUUACGGCAUGUUAGCUAGUGCGGGUGGUUCGGGAGAAGUAACUAUUCAGUCUUUAGAUGAUAAUGAUAGCGGAGGUGGCUUUUAUGAAACUCGUUUUGGCAGUUCAAUAAACAAUCAUAUCGCCUUUGCACCAGAAGCUACAUCAUCAAUUGAACCGCGUCUGCUUGUAUGCAGCAAUGACAACAUCAUUCGCGUUUUCAAAGUCGCUUACAGUAGACUGGAACAUCAAACUCCCCAACUCUAUCAAACUGAGACAUUAAAGUUUAAUACAGCAAUAAACCAAGCUUCUAUCUCGCCUAAUUCACGUAUUUGCGUUGCAGUUGGUGAUACUCCGGAAGUACAUCUCUUCGAUUGCGGGUCUUCAGGUUCUUUUAGAAGGAUGCAAACCCUUACCUCAACCUCUGACGCUGGAUUUUCUACUGCUUGGUCGUCAGAUGGUCUGAAGUUUGCGGUAUCAUCUCAAGAUGGGUUUUGCACUGUAUGGGAUAUCAGGAGCAAUAAGCCAUUAGAAAAAUUCACUACCUGUAACCAAAUGCCAUCUCGAGCAGUGAAAUUCACGACAAAUGCUGCGAGUAAAGAACUGAUGGUUUUUACCGAGCAUUCUAAUAGGAUACACGUGGUAGAUGCACUCACUUUCUCGCCCUCUACCAAGCAAGUAUUAGAAAUACCUUUUACAGACUCCAAUACAACACCGCCAUUCUUAUCUCCACGGUCUGAGUCACCUUCACCAACUUCACCAGCUAUGCAACCUUCUAUAUAUGAUGAGGAUUAUAGUAGUGCACCUGAGUUGUUCUCAACAUUCUUCCCUUCAAAUUCAAAUCCAACGAGGUCAUUGCGGCAACUUUUCAACAGUACAUACGCUAACCUGGACAGAUUGACACCAAGUGUUAUAGAAAGAGAACGAUAUAUUGGCGAUGUUGAUAUUGCAGGCAUUACGUUUUCAUCUGAUAAUAGCCGAUUAUACGCAGGUAGUAUGAGGAAUUUGAUUGAAUGGGACAUUUAUGGAGCAUAUAGUAAGUUAUUUGAAACUGGUGAAUUCUUGUAAAUUAGUUGCAAAUUUUAUAAAAUUUGACUUG
Molecule: messenger RNA, 1315 nt
Organism: Wallemia mellicola CBS 633.66
Lineage: Eukaryota; Fungi; Basidiomycota; Wallemiomycetes; Wallemiales; Wallemiaceae
Product: WD40 repeat-like protein
Exons: 7
Coding region: 22-1284 (420 amino acids)
Molecular function (GO): protein binding
Source: RefSeq, a predicted model, not a curated record